Messenger RNA from Penicillium cataractarum, 1065 nucleotides. RefSeq names its product AIM24 family protein. Bases 1 to 1065 code for a protein of 354 amino acids. NCBI's taxonomy places the organism in Eukaryota, Fungi, Ascomycota, Eurotiomycetes, Eurotiales, Aspergillaceae. The record is from RefSeq and is a predicted model, not a curated record. The transcript is spliced from 5 exons.
AUGUCGCAAGCGCAUUAUCCUCCGCCGCCCAUGUCGGCGCCGGCACACGUUACAUCAUUCCCUCCUCCUCCACAGCCAUCUCCUGGAUUCGCACCGCCAAAUUUCAGCUAUCCACCUCCACCGAGGCAAUCGCCCCCUACAGCUGGAGCGUACCCUGGGCCUCCUUCGUCCGUCAGCCCACCCGCGCCUAGCAUUAGCCCUCCAGUAGGAAACCCCAUCGGCAAUGAGUACCAGCAGUAUGCGCAGCAGAACGUCCCAUCGUAUCAACAAAAUGCUGCCAUCAUGAGACCCCCCUCAUCACCACCACAGUCAGCUCCUAUCGUGCAACCACAAAUUCCUGGAGCAGCGCCACCUGGACAGUUCGUGGGAGCAUCGGCUACCAAUGAAGAUAUGGUUGGAACGUUCAAUGGAGGGAGUUAUCGCAUCAGCCACCGCGAUUCAAACUCCCUUUUGACUCUGCAACUUGCAAUGGGAUGCCCCCUAACUGCUAAGCCCGGUGUGAUGAUUGCAAUGUCUACUACCAUAACGCUUCGAGGUACCGUUAGCUUCGGUUGGAAGAAGCUCAUUGCAGGUGGCGAAAUGUCGAUGUCUAACUAUACCGGCCCCGGCGAACUCCUGUUGGCUCCUUCGGUCCUGGGUGAUAUCAUUGUUCUCCGAAUGAAUGGUGACCAGGAGUGGAAGAUUGGACGCGAUGCUUUCUUGGCCUCUACAUCAGGCGUGAAGCAUAAAUACCAAGCUCAGAGUCUUGCAAAGGGAGUUUUCUCUGGAGAGGGUCUGUUCAUUUACAAGAUUUCCGGAAAUGGAUUGCUUUGGAUGCAGAGUUUCGGUGCAAUUAUCAAGAAAGAUCUCAAGGAUGGUGAGACAUACUACAUUGACAAUGGUCAUCUCGUUGCUUGGAACUGCAAGUACAAGAUUGAGCGUGUUGCCUCGGGUGGUAUCAUUUCUGGACUCAGUUCUGGUGAAGGUCUGGCUUGUAAGUUUGAAGGACCUGGCACGGUGUAUCUGCAAACGAGGAACUUGAAUGCGUUCGCUGGUCAGAUGAAGAUGAGUACAGCGAGUGGUUAG